AUGGAAUAAUAAAUCAAUAGGAUCUAUAACAAAAGCAAUAGCAAUGGAAUUACAUUAAAUCUUUAUAAAAAAUAUUGCUUAAAAAUGAAAAUUGGAAAGACAUCUAAGAAUUGCUCUAUAUGCUUCAUAAAAUUCGAAUAAGGUGAUAUUAUUAAUUAAUUACCAUGUAAGCAUAUAUUUCACUCUAAAUGUAUAAAGCCAUGGUUAAAUUUGAGUCCAUGCUGUCCAAAUUGUAGAUUAGAUUUAAAAAAAUAUGAUUUAGAGUAAAAAAAAAAUAUGAAAAAAUAAGAAUGUUGUUAAAUCUAGCCUAUAAAUGAAGAGUAGAUCAAUAUUAAUCAGCAUUAAAUCCAAAUUUCUAUAUAAGAAAACCAAAUUUCUUAAUGA
Tetrahymena thermophila SB210 is the source of this 384-nucleotide messenger RNA. RefSeq names its product C3HC4 type (RING finger) zinc finger protein. The transcript is spliced from 2 exons. NCBI's taxonomy places the organism in Eukaryota, Ciliophora, Oligohymenophorea, Hymenostomatida, Tetrahymenidae. The record is from RefSeq and is a predicted model, not a curated record.